Messenger RNA from Serpula lacrymans var. lacrymans S7.9, 504 nucleotides. RefSeq lists its product as uncharacterized. Lineage: Eukaryota; Fungi; Basidiomycota; Agaricomycetes; Boletales; Serpulaceae. The coding region runs from base 102 to 383 and encodes 93 amino acids. The transcript has a single exon. The record is from RefSeq and is a predicted model, not a curated record.
AUACUUCCAUCAACCUCAUGUCUAGAGCAAAAAAAUGCAGGGCCUCCAGCCCAACCCUAGUCCCAGUUUCUUCACCAAAAUGACUGUGACAUUCUACCAGGAUGAAUCAAGACCUCCAGCCUGCUCAGGAUGUAUCUACUGAGGUUGCAUUGGACAUUGAAGAAGACAAUGGUGCAGGUGCCCAAGAUAGUAGUGACAACAAUGCCAUUUGGACUGAAGCAGAGACAUCGGCUCCUAUCCAGUUCAUCACUGUUACGAUUUCUAUUGGACAAAUGUUAUGGACUAUUCAUUUCUCUUUACUCAUUGGUUAUACCAUCGGACUGAUGACUCAUUUCCUUCACGUACAUUUCCGUUUUCUUCGCAAACUACAUUACCUAGUAUAGUAGUUAGCCCUCAACAGGCAAGCCUCCCCUAGAUAGGACCUAACUCCUAUCACUGAUCUUAUUUUCUAUAAAUACCUUUGUAACAGUAGUAGUAUUUCUUCAAUACAAUUCUACGCAGUUU